CAGGAGAGUGCUUGGGAUGGAGCCCAGGAUCCCAUCCGUGUGUUCUACCACAGACGGCAUCUCAGACACCUUACGUUUGGAUCUUAAGAAAUCCCAAGGAUUGGCUUUUGGCUAUAACUUGUCCAAUUUGCAGCAGUUGGGACCUGAAAGACCCAGGCACCUCUGAGAAACUAUAAAGGAGAACUAGUGUCGUGGCCCAGGAAUGGCCUGCAGGAAGAACCAUCUGGAACAAAGAGCCGCACCUUGUCGUUUUGUCUGCUGCAGGAUGGCUGAACUGGCCCUGCACCCGUGUCCUUGGUGUGAGCAGGCCUGCGGUGUCAGGGCUGGGAAUUGUUCUUCAAUAAUCACACACCCAUCACAAUGGAGGCGCAGCCAGACUGGGGAGAGGGAUAUUCUGUUGGAUUUUGCCUUGGCCUGAGAAGCUGAGUGAACUUGCCAUCAGAAGACAACUGGGUGAACACUUCUGGGGGCUGGGUUACACAAUAUCCUCCUAUGUAGGAGACCUACAGACUAACUACAUGUCCUACAAGAACUAACAGAUGGUCUUUCGCUCCUGGAGACACAUUAGACACAUAAACAUGGUGCCAACAGAAGAAGUCCUUCCCUUUCUCUGACUACAGUUUACUUGCGCAUACUUUUAUACUGAAGAGAAGUAUAUCCCCUGAGCCACCCGUGCGGAGACUGUCGUGUAUGACCAUGGACCAUCCUGGUAGGGAAAAAGAUGAAAGGCAACGGACAACCAAACCCAUGGCACAGAGGAAUACACAUUGUUCCCGACCCUCCGGCUCCUCCACGUCCUCUGGGGUUCUUAUGGUGGGACCCAACUUCAGGGUUGGCAAGAAAAUAGGGUGUGGGAACUUCGGAGAGCUCAGACUAGGUAAAAAUCUCUACACCAAUGAAUACGUAGCUAUCAAACUGGAACCAAUAAAAUCCCGUGCUCCGCAGCUCCAUUUAGAGUACAGGUUUUAUAAACAGCUUGGCGGUGCAGGUGAUGGUCUCCCGCAGGUGUAUUACUUUGGGCCGUGUGGGAAAUACAAUGCUAUGGUGCUGGAGCUCCUCGGGCCUAGCUUGGAGGAUUUGUUUGACCUCUGCGACCGGACUUUCACUUUGAAGACCGUGUUAAUGAUAGCCAUCCAGCUGCUUUCUCGAAUGGAAUAUGUACACUCAAAGAAUCUCAUUUACCGAGAUGUCAAGCCAGAGAACUUUCUGAUUGGCCGGCAAGGCAAUAAGAAAGAACAUGUUAUACACAUUAUAGACUUUGGACUGGCCAAGGAAUAUAUUGACCCUGAAACCAAAAAACAUAUACCUUAUAGGGAGCACAAAAGUUUAACUGGAACUGCAAGAUAUAUGUCUAUCAACACGCAUCUUGGCAAAGAGCAAAGCCGGCGUGAUGAUUUGGAAGCCCUGGGCCAUAUGUUCAUGUAUUUCCUUCGAGGCAGCCUACCCUGGCAAGGACUCAAGGCAGAUACCUUAAAAGAGAGAUAUCAGAAAAUUGGUGACACCAAAAGGAAUACUCCCAUUGAAGCUCUGUGUGAAAACUUCCCAGAAGAGAUGGCAACCUACCUGCGCUACGUCAGGCGAUUAGACUUCUUUGAGAAACCUGACUAUGAGUAUUUACGGACCCUUUUCACAGACCUCUUUGAAAGGAAAGGCUAUACCUUUGACUACGCCUAUGACUGGGUCGGGAGGCCUAUACCUACUCCAGUAGGGUCAGUCCACGUCGACUCUGGUGCAUCGGCAAUAACGCGAGAAAGCCACACACACAGGGAUCGGCCCUCACAGCAUCAGCCUCUGCGAAACCAGAACGCAUCGUCAGAGCGCCGAGGAGAGUGGGAAAUCCAGCCCAGCCGGCAGACCAAUACCUCGUACCUGACGUCUCACUUGGCUGCAGACCGCCAUGGGGGUUCAGUGCAGGUGGUUAGCUCAACCAACGGAGAGCUGAAUGUUGACGACCCCACGGGCGCCCACUCCAACGCACCAAUCACGGCUCACGCUGAGGUGGAGGUAGUGGAGGAAGCUAAGUGCUGCUGCUUCUUUAAGCGGAAACGGAAGAAGACCGCCCAGCGCCACAAGUGACCAGUGCCUCCCGGGAGUCCUCGGCUGGGGACUCAGACCAGAUUGCACCGCAGCUCCUGCCAUUUCUCUUUGGAAGGGACUCCCCUGUGGGGGAGGGUGGAGAUCCAAACCAAAAAAGGAAGAAAGCGGAUGCCCCCGGAGGAGCCAGUGCGGGCAGCCAGGGCUCCGAGGGCCAGCGGCUGUCCCCGUCCGCCCACGGCUCUGAGCAGGUCCCAGAGCUGCUGCUCCACUGCGUGCUCCUCAGGCUACCUGGUCGACUCUCCCUCCGACCCGAUCGUUUACAGUGAAGGCCGCAUUCACAGAAACUCAAGGACCACUACUCUCUCCUCCUAGUUUACUCCUGGCUCCCGCCUGCCUGCUGCCCUCCACCCUGCCCGCCGGCCUGACCGAGAACGGGGUCCAGGCUUUGUCUGCCGAGGGCACCCUGGACGCCGGGGGUGUGG
Molecule: messenger RNA, 2519 nt
Organism: Erinaceus europaeus (western European hedgehog)
Lineage: Eukaryota; Metazoa; Chordata; Mammalia; Eulipotyphla; Erinaceidae
Gene: CSNK1G1
Product: casein kinase 1 gamma 1
Exons: 13
Coding region: 691-2076 (461 amino acids)
Biological process (GO): peptidyl-serine phosphorylation; positive regulation of canonical Wnt signaling pathway; endocytosis
Cellular component (GO): plasma membrane; cytoplasm; nucleus
Molecular function (GO): ATP binding; protein serine/threonine kinase activity
Source: RefSeq, a predicted model, not a curated record